UGUGGCUAACUGUGAAGCGCUUCGCACUCUCUUACAUGUAACGGAGAUACUUAAAUGAGUCGUGGGUGCAUUUUGUCGGGUUUUACAGGAGCGCGAUAACAAGGCGAGCGCUGUUCUGCAGGAAGUCAAGCUACAUCUGCGAAGUGCGCAUGCGCCCCAGCUCUCCUCAAUCUAGGGCUGCGUUUCUCUCCAUAAAACGAUGAACAAACUCCUGGAUAGCUGUAUUAUGAAAGCAGCCGCCCUCCGUAAUCUAGUGUGAUGGCGACCACCGAAGAGGUCACGGUGUCCAUGGCGGAGGUGGUGAUGGUGAAGGCCGAGGGCGAAGGAGACCCCGAUGACCCUAACAAGACUCAGGUCAUCCUGCAGCUCCAGCCAAUCACCACUGGGGACGAAUCUGCUGAAACCGAUGCAGCUGUCAUGACCGUUGAAGCACAUCCAGAACUAGCUGAUGCAGACGACGUUGAAAUUGGCUGUCCCAUAACGUGUGGUGACAGUAAAGCCGUGUUGCUGGUGAAGAAAUUCGUAUGCCCAGGAAUCAAUGUAAAAUGUGUGAAGUAUGAAAACCAGCUGAUCAGCCCGAAGCAGUUUGUGCACAUUUCUGGAAAAGCCACUCUGAAAGACUGGAAGAGGGCCAUCAGGAUGGGUGGAGUCAUGCUAAGAAAAAUGAUGGAUUCAGGUCAGCUGGACUUCUACCAGCACAGCACCCUGUGCACCAACACAUGUCGCAGCACCAAGUUUGACCUUCUAAUCAACAACACGCGGUUCCCCCCUGACGGCUCUGGACUGACCACGCCCACAUCCUCUCAAGCUCAGGUUGUCCUGGGUAACGGCGGAACAGUGGGCGAGGACAGAGCAGAGGUUCUCAGUGGGAAGAUGGACUGGAUUUCAAGCUCGCUGGAGGCUGCAGAGAAGAAGGAAUCGAAUGAGAUCUCAGAGGACACGCUGAACUUCUGGAAGGGCAUCGCUGAUGUGGGCUUGCUGGGUGAAGUGGUGACCAACAUCAGUACGGAGCUGGUGGAGCUGCUGAACGGCGUGCAGCAGCGCAGGGAGCCCGCCACCCUGCAGGACACAGAUUCCUGUCUGGUGGAGGUGGCGGUGCUCAGUAACCUCGCCCAAGUGUUCGGCCUGCUCGACUCGGUCAAGAACACGCUGGAGAAGAGGAGGCACCAGACGGAUCCCAGCCAGGAGCACGUCCUCAGCACGCUCACCAAGCUGGAGGUGCAGUUGGAAGAACAGAGGAAGCAGCAGCAUGUGCGAGCUCUCUUUUCCUGCCCGCAGCCGGCCAAAAACAAAACUCCCACCAAGCGCCAGACCAAACGACCUCGCCUCCAGAGGCCCACCUCCACGACGACCCUCCUGACCUCCCCCAUCAAUCAACAGGCUGCCAUGCAGCCCCAGCAGUACACCGUUCUCUCCCCCAUCUCGCUGUCCUCCGUGGGUCAGCCGUUUACCAUGGCGGGCCUGCCCAUCACCUCCCUGGGCCAGUCGUCCAACACGGUCACCCUGCUCCCCGCCGGCUCGCAGCUCUUCACCCGCUACAUGGUGACCGGAGACGGAAAGGCGGACACCAUCACCUUGCACCCGUCCUCGGGCCUCACGCUGGUGGGCACCACCAUGCAAGACUCUAGCCAGUUGGGCACGGUGAUUAGCCCCGUAGAGCUGCUGCACCUGAGCCAGCAGGCCGGCGGCGCAGAGAUGGUGCCCUUAGAAGGGCAGGUGGUGGACGGCACCAUGCUGGUGCAGCAGGAGGUGAUGCAGGAGGUGGAGGCCGGCCAGGAGCACACGGUCAUCGAGAUCAACCCGGCUCCGAUGGAGCAGGCGGUAGGGGUGAUGGAUCUGCAGCUGACCGGGGAGUCGGGCGGAGAUGGGGACACCGUGAUGGUCCAGAGCGAGAUGGAGGUGACGGUGGGCGCAGGGGGGGAGGAGACGCAGUGCCAAAUGCAGGAGGCGCAGACUGAGGGGGUUCAUGGGCUGCAGCUGGACGCCAGUGGACAGUUGUCAGGUGUACAGAUAGUGGUGCUAGAAGAAAACACUCAGGAAGAAAACAAGGUCCAAUGAGACACGCCUCCUAUUUUAUCCAACUGAGCAGGAAUGGACUCGUACUGAGCUCUCACAGACUUGUGAAUCUGUAAAUACACAGAAUUUCCAAAUCCACAAUUUGCCUUGGCCUAAGACCAAGCUUUAAGGGUAGCCAUUUCUCCUUUUUUUUUGGUAUGUGUGUGUGUGCGUGCGUGUGUUUGUGUGUGUGUGUGUGUGUGUGUGUACAUGCUCCUCUCAAUUUUUUUUAUUGAAACAAAGAGGAAUCACAACAAAGAACAUACUGUAUACUUCUGUUUUGAUAUGUAUUUAAAGUAUGAUUCUGGUUUCUUACAACUCUGGUCAAAUAUUUGUAAUUUUGGCUGUAAUUUCUAGCUGUAACAAUAAUGUUGUGCUCACCCAAGUCUGACAUGUGGGGAAUGUGUCAGUAUUUCUAAACAGGAGAGAGGUAGAGCAAACACGAGAAUUGGACAUGUUUUUAACAAAUCUCCAGGUUGGCUAAACCUUAUUUGAUUUGUGGGUGUUGUGCUCAUAUGACUGUUUAGACUAGUCUAGUAGCUAGUUUACCAACGAGAUAACAGAAAAUAAACACACAAAAAACAAAUCAUCGAGAGCUUAAAGAGGUGUGCAGUUUUCUCGGCCCUGAUGUUCUAACCUUAAUUUUGGUCUCACGUUUGUUGUCAAUAUACAAAAAAAAAAAAACACAUCUCCGAGCCCAAAAAAA
This is a messenger RNA of Cyclopterus lumpus (lumpfish), 2761 nucleotides long. RefSeq names its product glucocorticoid modulatory element binding protein 1 (gene gmeb1). The coding region runs from base 259 to 2058 and encodes 599 amino acids. NCBI's taxonomy places the organism in Eukaryota, Metazoa, Chordata, Actinopteri, Perciformes, Cyclopteridae. The transcript is spliced from 10 exons. Gene Ontology annotation, biological process: positive regulation of transcription by RNA polymerase II. Gene Ontology annotation, cellular component: nucleus. Gene Ontology annotation, molecular function: RNA polymerase II cis-regulatory region sequence-specific DNA binding; DNA-binding transcription activator activity, RNA polymerase II-specific. The record is from RefSeq and is a predicted model, not a curated record.